Trichobilharzia szidati is the source of this 1272-nucleotide messenger RNA. The record is from the annotation of a GenBank genome assembly. NCBI's taxonomy places the organism in Eukaryota, Metazoa, Platyhelminthes, Trematoda, Strigeidida, Schistosomatidae.
GUUUGUUAAGGUCAACGUUCAUGGUCCAAUCUGAAUAAGGAUAUAACCGCAUAAUAUGAAAAAAUAUCUAGUUAUGAUACGUUUUAAUCAUUAGAAAAAGAUGUUAUUCAGUUUUCUACAUUUUCAUUGAAAAUUCACAAUUAUCAGAAUGUCUCUGCAAAAAACAGCUCUUGUUGCUCUGUUGUAUAUGUGUUUUUCCGUUUCUAUAAUUUUCUCAAACAAACUAGUGCUUACUACCUUCAAAUUUCCUUCAUAUUUAUUGCUUGCUUUGCUUCAAACAGUGUUCACUUUUAUACUCAUUCAGGCUUUAUGCUCAUCUCGAAUUCAAUCAGAUGAUGUAACAAAUAUCCCUUUAAAGAUCCUACCAUUGUCAAUAUUUUCUGCAGUAGAUAUUGUAAUGGGUAUUGCUGGCACAGGAAGUCUCAGUUUACCUUUGUUUACAGCUUUACGAAGGCUCUCAAACCUUUUUAUUAUGGUUGGAGAAUAUUUCUUAUUAGGGACUAAAAGAAACUUCCCUAUAUAUUUAUCAGUUGUUAUUAUGGUAGCUGGGGCUGCAGUAGCCGCUGUUGGUGAUAUCGCUUUCGAUCCAGUGGGAUAUACAUAUAUUCUUGUCAACAAUAUAUCAACAACCGGUAAAGCACUGUUAACAAAAUCUAGACUUCGAGAUUAUAAUUUCUCAAGUAUCGAACUUCUGUACUUCAAUUCCUUGUUGAUGCUGCCGAUUCUUUCUAUUUUAGUUUACAUUAGAUGUGACUAUAAUGCGAUUGUCCAAUUCGAAUACUGGUUGGAUCCUGUGUUUUUGUUAUAUUUCCUAUUCUCCUGUUGUUCAGCUGUAGCAUUAAACUAUUCCCUUGUUCAAUGUACCCAGCAUACAUCUGCACUGACAACUAGUAUUUUGGGGGUUAUCAAAAAUAUUUUGGUCACCUAUGCAGGAAUGUUUGUCGGUGGAGAUUACAUUUAUACAACACUUAAUUUUGUCGGUCUUACUAUAAGUACGAUUGGAGCAGUAUUAUACGUUGUCUACAAUUAUAAAGCUUCACAGAGCCAGCAACCGAAAUCAGGAAUCUUAGUUGGUUAGUUAACAUCGCAAAUGUUGGAGAAUAGUAGCAUAUAUUACCUGUAAUAUGUUCAGUUUGAUUUUAUCCCCUUUACCACUUAAUCAAGUUUGUUUAUCCCUUUUUUUAAAAAACAGGAUGUUAUUACAUUGUAUAAAAUAAGAGAUUUAUGUGCAUCUGUAUUCACCCUAUAAAUAUAACAAGUAUAGUCUUACUA